Pneumocystis jirovecii RU7 is the source of this 681-nucleotide messenger RNA. Its product is annotated as ATP synthase F1, delta subunit. Gene Ontology annotation, cellular component: membrane. The record is from RefSeq and is a predicted model, not a curated record. Lineage: Eukaryota; Fungi; Ascomycota; Pneumocystomycetes; Pneumocystales; Pneumocystaceae. Bases 1 to 681 code for a protein of 226 amino acids. The transcript has 5 exons. Gene Ontology annotation, biological process: proton motive force-driven mitochondrial ATP synthesis. Gene Ontology annotation, molecular function: proton-transporting ATP synthase activity, rotational mechanism.
AUGAGUGUUAGAAUGUUAGGAAUAGCAAGAAGAGUUUUUAAAAUGAAAAGCUUUUUCCUGCAAACAUACGCAACAAUUACAGCAACAACUCGUAUAAAAGCACCAAUUGAAUUGCAUGGGAUUGAUGGAACAUAUGCCACAGCAUUAUACAAUGCAGCAAUGAAAAACGCAUCUCUUGAGAAAACAGAGAAACAGCUUAGUUCUCUUUGCAGCAUAAUUAAUAGAGAUCCAAAACUUUCUAUGGUUCUUAAUAAUCCGUCUCUUUCCUUUAAAGACAGAUCAGUUAUUGCAGAAGUUCUUGCAAAAUCAUUAGGAAAUGACAAGUUGAUUUUUAACUUUUUGGAGAUCGUUGCAGAAAAAAACAGACUUAAUCUUAUAAAAGAUAUUGUUAAAAAGUUUUCAUAUCUUAUGAGUGCAAAAAAAGGAGAAAUCGAAGUUAUCGUUACUAGUGUUUCUCCUUUGGAUUCUCAGUCUUUAAGUCGUCUAGAGUCUGCUAUUUCAAAAUCGAAACAUGCAGGCCCAGGAAGAAAGCUUAAAAUGAUUAAUAAAAUUAAUGAAAACAUUAUUGGUGGUAUUAUCGUAGAAAUUGGUAACUAUACUGUUGAUUUAAGUGUAGCACAUAAAAUUCUUAAGUUGAAUAAAGCACUUACUGGUGAUAAUAUUUUAUAUUUUUUUUUUUAA